AUGGAGCACACUUCUUCUACUACCAUCUCAGGUCAAAAAAGUACAUACGAAGAUGAAGAUUUUAUCUUUAUCACUGAUGACUACGCUGGGCAGUUCAGUACGGCAUUGUCGUUAGCCAUACCAGUCUUUUUGACGGGACCUCAGGGUUUGGAGAAAAUCAUCACACUACUUCUACAACUAUCUCAUGACAAAAAUAGAAUAUACGCAGAUGAAGAUUUAAUCUUUAUAACUGAUGACUAUGCUGAGCAGUGGAGUACGGCAAUGUCGUUAGCCAUACCAGUCCUUUUGACGGGACCUCAGGGUUUUAGAGAAAUGCAUCACGCACCUUCUCUUACCAUCUCACGACAAAAAUAG
Messenger RNA from Angiostrongylus costaricensis, 354 nucleotides. NCBI's taxonomy places the organism in Eukaryota, Metazoa, Nematoda, Chromadorea, Rhabditida, Metastrongylidae. The record is from the annotation of a GenBank genome assembly.